AUGAAAGCCCAGUCCAGUGACCCCGUCAUUCACCUCAGCGAUCACUUGACCAAGUCCACCGCUAUGAAUGACCACAAUGCUCCGUUGUCUCGCCUUAUAAUAAUAACUACAAAGAAGCGUAGUCUACUCCGUGGUUUAUUUGAAUAAAAUAUUCAAGCAUUCAAGAAUGCCAUCUUUGUUGUCAUUCACUGUCUUUGUUUCUUGUUUGGUCUUACCUCGCCCUAUGGCCGAUACAAUAGGGACUUGCCAGAUGAGAUUCACCGUUGAUAUAUGGGAAUUGUGUAUAUAAACGGAUUUCUUGCUCGUUCCUUCCGUUUUCGAAUAUAUAGGACCUGUCAGGGUCGCCCCUUCUACUUUCGUCAAACGGUCCUGGAUUUCAUCCAGCCCUAUCAAUACACUACACCUAGAGCAUCAAUUACCUCCAUGCCAACGACAGCGACAGCGACAACGACAACAACAACAACAACAACAACAGCAGCAACACCAUCGACAAUGGCCCUCCUCGCCCAAGAAGAGGAAAUGAACGCAACCCUCCAAGAAGCUCUAGCAUGCAUCACCUGCACCCUGCAUCUCACCAAAGCGAGUAUGCGCCGGGAUCUCAAAGCGGGUAUGUACGAUCCGGCGCGCGAUCCGCCGUUUUCGCAUUCACACGCGAAGGCCUGUCCGAGCGAGGGAUGUGGGGAGGAUCAUGAUUCGGAUUACUUCGAUUCCGACGACUCUGGAUCUGGAUCUGGAUCUGAGAAUCAGUUUGAUUCGGGCUGUUACUCUGGAGAAGAAGACGACGACGACGACGACGACGACGACGAAGAAUGGGACGAAGGGGAAGGAAUAUCCCCCCUCUCGACACCAACGCCCAAGAAAACCCCACGAUAUGCGCGUCUGAUCACGCCGCUUCAACGACUCUCGUAUCAAUCUUGUGUUUCGGACGUUCUCGGCCAAGGACGGAAACAGGGACUUGAACCGGUCAAGUCAGUUAAAAGCGAUGAAGAGGAUGAAGAUCUUCGCUUUGCAUAUUACCAAGUCGACUACCAUAUUCACCUUCACGACCGCGCGCGUUGUAGCAUGUUGACGCUUUGUCGUGAUAUUGAGGAUGUGAGGCAGUUGCGUGGGUGGGAGAUUGAGAUGGGGCAGUUGGAUGAGGUAGAGGCUAGAGUAGUCGAUGAGUCUGAUACUACUACUACUGCCACUACUACUAAAGCAGCAGCAACAACAGCAGAAAACGAACUCUUCACAGUCCACCAGAUAGCACUGUGGAAACGACGCUGGCGACUCCGCCAAAAACGCGUCAACGAUGUGAGAAGAAAAUGGGCGCAGAUCAUGGUAGAGCGCAAGAGACAGCGCGAGGAGCUGCUGCUGGAAAGAAGAAAGAUGUUUCGCGCCAAGGUGAAGUUGUAUACCUGGAAGGAGGGAGAUAAAGUGUUGCUCAGGGAGUUGAGGUUGUAAUUUACCAGUUAGUUACCAGAAGAUACCCCGAAAUCAAUUGAUAUGUUCAAAUCCACCAAUCCAAUUCAAAACGCCAUAUAAAACCACCAAAGGCUCUAAGCCUGCUCAACACCUGUC
This is a messenger RNA of Aspergillus glaucus CBS 516.65, 1560 nucleotides long. RefSeq lists its product as uncharacterized. Lineage: Eukaryota; Fungi; Ascomycota; Eurotiomycetes; Eurotiales; Aspergillaceae. The record is from RefSeq and is a predicted model, not a curated record. The coding region runs from base 493 to 1443 and encodes 316 amino acids. The transcript has 4 exons.